Messenger RNA from Lachancea thermotolerans CBS 6340, 1140 nucleotides. It is a transcript of the gene SOL3, whose product is annotated as 6-phosphogluconolactonase SOL3. The transcript has a single exon. Gene Ontology annotation, molecular function: 6-phosphogluconolactonase activity. Gene Ontology annotation, biological process: carbohydrate metabolic process; pentose-phosphate shunt. NCBI's taxonomy places the organism in Eukaryota, Fungi, Ascomycota, Saccharomycetes, Saccharomycetales, Saccharomycetaceae. The record is from RefSeq and is a predicted model, not a curated record. The coding region runs from base 1 to 1140 and encodes 379 amino acids.
AUGUGUGCGUGCGCGUGGGAGCGCAAAAAGCGGCGGGGAGCGGGCGCAGGAGCGGGGCGUGCGUCACUGCGGACGGGCCGUGAUAUCACUCUGGACGGGAUGCCAUGUACUCACGUGACGUGUGCCAUGCCAAACGGAUGUGCGCCAGCACGUGACGUGUAUCACACAGUACGUGGAGUAUCGCUACACACGGAUUCACAGGACCCACAGCGUCAUCUCGCACGCGCCCUCCCCUCACCCCCCACGAACGCCACGCGCGCAAUCUAUCGGCGCCCGGCCCUGCCCUAUAUAAAAACUCGCCGCCCGCGCGCCGCCGGCCUCCACGCCCCUACCGCGCUCCACGCACACUUCCUACCCCCACCCGUCCCAAUGGUCCCUGUCUACACCUACGACGACUCCGCCGCGCUCUCCCGCGACCUCGCCCUCUACAUCCUCGCCCAACAGGACGCCGCGCUGCAGCGCGGCGACCGCUUCAACCUCGCCGUCAGCGGUGGCUCGCUACUCAAGGCGCUGCGCGCCGGCCUCGUCGAGGACGCCGAGCUGCGCGCCCGCGCCAACUGGGCCCGCUGGCACGUGUUUUUCUGCGACGAGCGCAUCGUGCCCCUCGAGCACGCCGACAGCAACUACGGCGCCUUCAAGGCCCAGGUGCUCGACCCGCUGCUGCAGCACGAUGGCGUGCUGGGCCCCACCUGCUACGCCAUCAACGAGUCCCUCGUCGGCCUCGGCGAGAACGACCGCCUCGCCGCCGAGUACGAGUCCCUGCUGCCCGCGCAGUUCGACCUCAUCCUGCUGGGCUGCGGGCCCGACGGCCACACCUGCUCCCUGUUCCCCGGCGACACCCACAGCUACCUGCUCGACGCGAACACCGACCGCCGCGUCGCUUGGUGCCACUCCUCCCCCAAGCCGCCCGCGGACCGCAUCACCUUCACCCUGCCCACCCUGGCCUCCGCGCACGCCCUGUGCUUUGUCGCCGAGGGCGCGGCCAAGCAGCCCGUGCUGCAGCGCAUCCUGCAAUCCAGCCCUGACACUUCCCUGCCCGCCGCCCUGGUCACCGAUCGUUUUGCUCAGCGCGUGUCCUGGUUUGUCGACAGUGCAGCGGUCCAAGACUUAUCCGUGCCUGCAGUCACCUAUAACCAUUGA